CUGCUCGGUCCGAUAAACUACUGACUAAGAGACUCAAUAUACCUUCGCGUGAGAAGGAAAAAAAUCCACAUCUUCAUAUAAGUGCUCCUCGUAUAAUUGGCGGUUGUCAGAGUGAUGGGAUUACGAGACCUCCUCCUAUAAGUGACGGUUGUGGGUCUCUGAAAAGAUCUU
Messenger RNA from Cetraspora pellucida, 171 nucleotides. The record is from the annotation of a GenBank genome assembly. NCBI's taxonomy places the organism in Eukaryota, Fungi, Glomeromycota, Glomeromycetes, Diversisporales, Gigasporaceae.